This is a messenger RNA of Heterocephalus glaber (naked mole-rat), 1162 nucleotides long. It is a transcript of the gene Ubxn1, whose product is annotated as UBX domain protein 1. Gene Ontology annotation, biological process: negative regulation of proteasomal ubiquitin-dependent protein catabolic process; negative regulation of protein ubiquitination; negative regulation of protein K48-linked deubiquitination. Gene Ontology annotation, cellular component: cytoplasm; nucleus. The record is from RefSeq and is a predicted model, not a curated record. Gene Ontology annotation, molecular function: K48-linked polyubiquitin modification-dependent protein binding. Lineage: Eukaryota; Metazoa; Chordata; Mammalia; Rodentia; Bathyergidae.
UUCAAACGCCCUAGCUCCCACCUCGGGUGUUUUGGGCGCUACUCUGCGCCGUCGGCCGACAAGCGCUUUUUGUCCGUCCGCGACAACCGUCUGCACCUUCCCCACGUGAUCCAAACAGACCGGGUGCUUCCGCUUCCGGUCUGCUUCCACCAAGGCGCCGUUCCGUGGCUCGAGCCGGUCCGCGCGGCGGCGCCAUGGCGGAGCUGACGGCGCUGGAGAGUCUCAUCGAGAUGGGCUUCGCCCGGGGACGCGCGGAGAAGGCUCUGGCCCUCACAGGGAACCAGGGCAUCGAGGCCGCGAUGGACUGGCUUAUGGAGCACGAGGACGACCCCGAGGCAGACGAGCCGCUGCCGACGCCGGCCCUGUGCGGGAGCACCCUGGGCCGGGAGCCAGGACCCGAAGGACCCGAGGCAGCUGCUGGAGAGAGGAGACCCGGCCUGACCGACGAGGAGCGACAGGAACAGACCAAGAGAAUGAUGGAGCUGGUGGCCCAGAAGCAGCGGGAACGGGAAGAAAGGGAGGAGCGGGAAGCCUUGGAACGAGAAAGGCAGCGCCGAAAACAAGGGCAAGAACUGACAGCUGCUCGACAGAGACUGCAGGAAGAUGAGAUGCGAAGGGCCGCUGAGGAACGCAGGAGGGAAAAGGCUGAAGAGCUAGCAGCCAGACAGAGGGUUCGAGAAAAGAUUGAAAGGGACAAAGCAGAGAGAGCUAAGAAGUAUGGUGGUAGUAUGAGUUCUCAGCCAUCUCUGCCAGCGACAGAGCCAGGUCCUGUUCCCUCUUCUCCCAGCCAGGAGCCUCCCACCAAGCGGGAGUAUGACCAGUGUCGCAUCCAGGUCAGGCUGCCAGAUGGGACAUCACUGACCCAGACAUUCCAAGCCCGGGAACAACUGGCGGCUGUGAGGCUCUACGUGGAGCUGAACCGUGGGGGAGAGGCUGGAGGGGCCCAGGACCCUGUGCAGCUGCUCAGCGGCUUCCCCAGACGGGCCUUUUCUGAGGCCGACAUGGAGCGGCCCCUGCAGGAGCUGGGACUUGUGCCUUCUGCUGUACUCAUUGUGGCGAAGAAAUGUCCCAGCUGAAGAGCCUCAUCCCACCUUCCUGGACCUUCAUCUUUAUUAAGGGACCGACAUCUUCCUCUUAAUAAAUGGACCCUCUGUGUUCUGUA